Mangifera indica (mango) is the source of this 3213-nucleotide messenger RNA. RefSeq names its product villin-1. Gene Ontology annotation, biological process: cytoskeleton organization. The record is from RefSeq and is a predicted model, not a curated record. Lineage: Eukaryota; Viridiplantae; Streptophyta; Magnoliopsida; Sapindales; Anacardiaceae. Gene Ontology annotation, molecular function: actin filament binding.
UUCGGUUCCGACCUUUUUUAUUGCUUCAUCUCUCCAUCCAUUUCCGCCAGUAUAAUUUGUCAGUUGACUAUCUAACUCUCGUUCAUGUCAAGAAUCAACCAGAAUUAGCUGUUUUGAAGUUGGAUUUAUCUAAGUUUCGGCCGUUUAUUUGGUGGAGUUUCAGUGCAAUGAGAGAAAAUGGCUCUCUACAGUAAGGACGUAGAUUCAGCAUUCGACGGUGCAGGAACUACGGCAGGUUUGGAAAUUUGGUGCAUUGAGAAACUGCGGUUGGUAGCUGUUCCUAAGUCUUCACAUGGCAAAUUCUAUGUCGGAAGUGCUUAUAUUGUUCUUAGUACUGUCUUGCUCAAAAAUGGCCCUCCGCAGUAUGACAUACAUUACUGGCUGGGAAAUGAUGCCAACAAGGCAGACUCAGCCUUGGCUUCAGAUAAAGCCCUUGAACUAGAUGCAGCACUUGGCUCCUGUGCUGUGCAAUAUAGGGAAGUUCAAGGCCAAGAAACAGAGAAAUUCUUGUCAUACUUUAAACCUUGUAUUAUACCAGUUGAAGGAAUAUAUUCUUCAGAAACAGGGAAACUGAAUGGUGAAACAUACAAAAUCAGCUUAUUAACAUGCAAGGGAGAUCAUGUUGUUCAUGUUAAAGAAGUGCCUUUCUCUCGAUCAUCGCUGAACCACAAUGAUGUUUUCAUACUUGACACUGCAUCAAAAAUUUUCCUCUUCAGUGGUUGCAAUUCCAGCAUUCAAGAGAGAGCUAAAGCUUUGGAGGUUGUUAAGUAUAUUAAAGAGAACAAGCAUGGUGGAAACUGCGAGGUGGCAACUAUAGAGGACGGAAAAUUUGUUGGUGAUUCUGAUGUUGGUGAAUUCUGGAGUUUAUUUGGUGGUUAUGCUCCCAUUCCCAAGGAUUUGCCUUCAAAUGCUGAGAAACCCCAGACACCAACUACAACAUUAUUCUGGAUAAAUCUUCAGGGAAAGUUAUGUCAAACUGGAACAAAUUCAUUCAACAAAGAUAUGCUUGAAAGAGAUAAGUGCUAUAUGUUGGACCGUGGAACUGAAGUUUUUGUUUGGAUGGGAAGAAAUACCUCAAUUACAGAACGGAGGACAUCAAUCUCAGCUUCUGAAGAUUUUCUCAGAAAUCAGGGCAGGUCAACUGGGACACAUUUAACCUUUUUAACUGAAGGGCUAGAAACUGCUGCUUUUAGGUCUUACUUUGAUAGUUGGCCUCAAACAGUGGAGCCCAAGCUUUAUGAUGAAGGUCGAGAAAAAGUAGCAGCAAUAUUCAAACAGCAAGGUCAUGACGUUAAGGAGCUUCCAGAAGAAGACUUCGAGCCUUAUAUAAAUUGCAGAGGCAUACUGAAAGUUUGGCUGGUAAAUGGUGAUGAAUUGUCCCUUCUUCCAGCUCAAGAACAGACAAGGCUUUUCAGUGGGGAUUGCUAUAUUAUGCAGUAUACUUGCCCUGGCAAUGGAAGGGAUGAGAAUAUAUUUUAUGCAUGGCUUGGUCGUGAGAGUGCAAAGGAAGAUAGAGUUGAUGCCAUCUCACAUAUGAGUGCCAUCAUUGAUUCAACAAGAGGGGAAACAGCCAUGGCUCAAGUUGUUCAGGAUAUGGAGCCAUUUCAGUUUUUCUACAUCUUCCAAACAUUAAUUGUUUUUAAGGGUGGUUUAAGUGCACGUUACAAGAAGUCUAUAGCAGAAAAAGGUGUUGUAGAUGAAACUUAUGAUAACGAUAAGAUGGCUCUUUUUCGAGUUCAAGGCAUGAAUCCGAAGAGCAUGCAGGCCAUCCAAGUUGAUCUAGCUUCAAGCUCCCUGAAUUCAUCCUAUUGUUAUAUCCUGCAAACUGGAGCAUCAGUCUUCACUUGGAUUGGGAACCUCUCAUCAACCAGUGACCAUGAUCUUCUCGAUAGAAUUCUUGAACUGAUUAAUCCAACAUGGCAGCCCAUAUCAGUGAGGGAAGGAAGUGAACCAGAUAUUUUCUGGAAUACACUUGGUGGAAGGGGAGAGUAUCCAAGGGAAAAGGAGAUAAGAAGAUAUCUAGAAGAUCCACAUUUGUUCACAUGUACCUUUACUGAAGGUGAUUUCAAGGUUAAAGAGAUAUACAACUUCACACAGGAUGAUUUAACAACUGAAGAUGUCUUAGUGCUAGAUUGCCAGAGAGAAAUAUAUGUUUGGAUUGGAUACCAUUCAAAUGUUAAAUCAAAACAAGAGGCCCUUGGACUUGGUCUGAAAUUUCUGGAGACAGACAUUCUGGUUGAAGGACUAUCUAAAGAGACUCCUAUAUAUGUUGUUACAGAAGGGAAUGAGCCAGCACAUUUCACUCGCUUCUUCACAUGGGAUCCCUCAAAGGCAAAAAUGCUUGGUAAUUCAUUUGAGCGGAAGCUAGCUCUUUUGAAGGGUAAAACACCAAGUACAGAAGCACCUGUAAGGAACUCAUGGAAAGCUAAGUCCAGGGGAACUACCCCAGAUGGUUCAGGAAGCAGAUCUGUCAGCUCAAAUGGCUUGCAAAGAAGCGGAAGUCCUGCAUUCAGUUUAUCAGGUUCGAGACUGAACUCUCCAAAUGCUAAUAGAGGGGUCAGUGAAACUCCAAUAGCCAGGAAGCUCUUUUCAGAAUCGACUCCUAAUCAAGGUUCCUUGACAGUAGAAGCAAGCUCCCCUCCAGCUAAUGUGGAUCUAACUCAGGCAAAUGGAAGUAAACCUGAGUUAAAUCUAAGAACGUAUCCUAAAAGAUUGAGAGUUGAUUCAAAGGACCGUGUGACAGACAUAGAUGUUGCUAAAAGAGAGGCAUACUUAUCUGAGGAAGAGUUUAAAGAGAAAUUCGGAAUGACAAAACAAGCCUUCUACAAGCUUGCUAAAUGGAGGCAGAACAAGCUGAAGCUUUCUCUUCAUCUAUUCUAAGGCUUGUUAAGCUUGACAUAUCCAACAGAUGACUUCCCUUUUAUAGACACAUAUCUUAGAGAGGAUAACCAAAUGUUCCUUCGCAUUAGAUAGUAGUUUGAUGGAGCAUUCACAGCCAAAUUUGAUCUGGUGAACGUCUCAACGUAUAUCUGUUUCAUCUCUGAGCUUUGUCACUAUCUUUUUAUGGACGUUGCUUAAUCAUUCUAAGUUUAUUUUUUCUGUUUGAGUUGUUGUAAAUAGCAUAGAUUGAUUCUUUAGCAGGCUUUGUUUUUUUUUUUCCCUGUAAUUUUGUUUGUUGAGUUGUUUUCACCAGUUAAUUUUGAUUUUCAUCAA